Molecule: messenger RNA, 2897 nt
Organism: Cotesia glomerata
Lineage: Eukaryota; Metazoa; Arthropoda; Insecta; Hymenoptera; Braconidae
Exons: 2
Coding region: 60-2789 (909 amino acids)
Source: RefSeq, a predicted model, not a curated record
ACGAAAAAAUUUUAAUAAAAGAAUUCCAUAUCUAGAAAUUAAAAUAUUUUAACUCCAAAAUGAAACGAAAAUUGAGUAAUUCACGCACUGCUGCUUAUCGGCGGAACAAACGACGAAUAAUUAAUUUUCUAGAAGCUUUCCAUCCUGACGACUGUCCUCCGAUUCCACUGAAUUAUCUACGACUGCAAGAUGAUGAUCAAGGAAAUUCGUCUACUGCCCAAGAAGAUUCGAAUCGAACAAAUAAUGAAGUUACAGUUCAAUUCAACGAAAGAGAUGAUUCUAUUAUUAUUGAUAAUAAUGAUUUAAACGUUCACGAUGAUGAUGACGACAACCGCGAUGGUGGAAACAUAGAAUAUAACAAUUAUGGUGACAAUGCUAUUGUUACCAACGACAAUAAUGAUAAUUUAGAUGUUAACGAUGACCAUAAUGUCGACCGUUAUGAAAAUAACAAUAAUGACGCUUACGAUGAUGAUGACGACGCGGGUGGUAGCAGCAAUGAUAAUAACGAUAGUAAUAAUGAACAACAUGAUCAAGUAAAUGUUCUUCACACUCCAUUUCUCAGUAUUGAUGGUAUAACUGAUAAUGUUCUAUUGGCUAAAGAUAAUAUAAAUAUUAAAGACCAUAUUUUAUCGGCCAUUGCGAUGUCAGUUAGACAUAAAUUAAGUUAUGAAGCGACUAUUGACCAAUUAAAAUGGUUAAAGACUAUUUAUCAUGAAAACUCCAUUCCAACCGACAAAAAUCAAUUAUGGACAUGUCUAAAUAAGAACGAUAAUUGCCUUACGCGUCACUAUUAUUGCCAGAUAUGUCGUGACUAUUUAGGUGAAAAAUGUAAAGAAUCUGGUAAAUUACAAAAACAAUGUGCUUGUAAAUCAUGCGGUCCAGACGAUGAAUUAGAAGCUAAUCUAUGCUACUUCAUUUAUAUUAGUUUAACGGCACAACUAAAAGAGUUGUUUUCGAUACCAAAUAUCAGUGAAUUAUUGAAGUAUCGAUUUAGAAGAAUAAAAAGAGACCCAGAUGCUUAUGAGGACAUAUACGAUGGUGAUCAAUACAAAUUAUUAAGUUCACCAGGAAAAUUUUUAAAUAAGUGGUUCAAUUUAUCGUUUACUAUAAACACCGAUGGCUGUCAAACGACGAAAUCUUCAAAUUGUAGUGCGUGGCCAGUAUACGCAAUGAUAAAUGAACUGUCCCCACAACUGAGAAAGAAGCAUAUGCUUCUUGUUGCCAUUUAUGUUGAUGCGCAGCAUCCAAUGAUGAAUUACUUUUUGAGACCGUUUACUGACGAAAUCCAAAUACUCUUCACUACAGGUAUCAAAUGGAAACCUUCAGCAACAUCAGAGAUCAUUUCAAGAUUUAUGGUAACUACAUGUAGCCUUGAUGCUCCAGCUCGGGCAUCUGUGACUAGUAUGAUUCAGUAUAAUGGGAGAAAUGGUUGCUUAUGGUGUUAUGCUAAAGGGAAAAGUUUAGGACCCGGUAAAUUUGUGUAUCCCUUCUGCCAGUGCUAUAAAAAACAACGAACUGAUGCUGAGGUACGGAAUGACAUGCUUUAUGCUUUUGACACUGGUAAAAUCAGACAUGGAGUAAAAAAUAUUUCUUCUUUAGUCGCCUUACCACUUUUCAAUAUAUGCAAUGGAGUCGUAGUUGAAGCGAUGCAUGCCGUCUAUCUUGGAGUAGUUAAACGGCACACAGAGAUACUGAUGGAUUUGAAAUUUAGUCCAAAAGCAUGCAAAAGUAAAGCACGUAAAACCAAACCUCCUUAUUAUGUUGGGGACUUUAACAGCAGAAAGUUGAUCGAUAGACGCUUGUUAUCGAUUAAACCUCCCUCCUGUAGAUCGCGUAGGCCGAGAUCUAUAUCUACUUAUCAAAAAUGGAAGGCGUCGGAGUGGAGAAAUUGGUUGGACUAUGCUCCGAGUUGUUUACAAAAUAUAUUACCUGUAAAAUAUGUAAAUCAUCUAGCACUUCUAUCUGAAGCAAUCCAUCAUUUAAAUAGUGAUAGUAUUUCUCACGCUAAUCUCGAUCGCUGCGAACGUUUAUUAAAAAAGUAUGUGAAACUUUUUCAACAAUAUUUUGGAGAGGUUAACAUGACAUCGAACUUGCAUACACUUACUCAUUUGGUAAAAGUUGUACGGGAUUGGGGACCAAUUUGGGUUCAUGAGGCGUUCGUCUUUGAAAGUUGGAACCGGAAAAUCUUGGAAUAUGUCACUAGUUCAUUUGCUCCAACAGAACAAAUCGCAACACGAUUUCUAAUGUAUAGAUUUUUAAUAACCAGUAUGUACAAGAAUGCAGUAUCCUCUGAGACCAAAAGAUUUGUUUUUAAAUUAAUAAAAAUAUCGCCUGGAAAAAACAACAACAAAGAUAAGUUGAUAGGUUUAGGAAAACAAGUAAUCUGCCCACCUACAGAAGAUCAACGCACUGAAUUAAUUCGAGCGGGAUUUAAUCCAAUAAAUUUAAUACACUUUAAAAAAAUGAAAAUUAAUGGAGCAAGGUACAUGUGUAAAAAAGAAAAGAACUUAAAAUUCGACGACACUGUGGUAUGUAAUGGUAAUGGUGAAUUCGGAGUUGUGGAGGCAAUUGUUAAAUUUUUGAAUGGUAAUGAAAUUAUUAGAGGUUUUUUUAUGAAACCCAUAAGAGAAAUACGGUCCGCAUUCAAUACUAACUUUAUCUUCCAGGCAGCUCUGUCUAAUGAAUUAAUUUUCAUCAGGGAAUCACCGUUUAUUAAACCAGCUAUUCGAUUAUAUACCGGACGAAACUUUUAUAUAUUGAAACAACCUAAUUGUUGGGAAACCGACUGAGCAUUUGUUAUAAUUUUGUAAACAUUUAUUGUUAAAACUUAAUUAAUUACUGUACAUUCCGAAUCAUAAAAAUAAGUAUAUUGAGAAUUAGAAUAGUUAUUAGACUUG